Ipomoea triloba (trilobed morning glory) is the source of this 3442-nucleotide messenger RNA. RefSeq names its product protein NLP2-like. The transcript has 5 exons. The coding region runs from base 334 to 3153 and encodes 939 amino acids. The record is from RefSeq and is a predicted model, not a curated record. Gene Ontology annotation, molecular function: protein binding; DNA-binding transcription factor activity. NCBI's taxonomy places the organism in Eukaryota, Viridiplantae, Streptophyta, Magnoliopsida, Solanales, Convolvulaceae.
CUCCAACAUCCAGCAAGACACUUACCGCUUUAAUAGAAAUAACCCACACAGAAACAGUACGUGGAAUCUCGCCUCGCCUCGCCUCAUUCACUUUAAUUAGGCAAAUAAUUUUUAGAGUAUUGAUGAUGUAUGUGGCACUCGGAAUAGUUGUGAUUGGGUUUUGGAAGACAAAGGAAACUACGGAUCCUUCCUGGAUGCUCUUCUUCUUCUUCUUCUUGUAUUUCAUUUUUACACUGCUGCUUCAGUUCAGUGUUUUGGGUCGUGAUCUGUUUCCAUUUCAUUUAGAUAAUUCAGGCUUUAUAUGAGAUGGAGGUGGUUUGAACCGAUUUCAUUAUGGGAGAUGGUUCCUCUGCACCCAAUCCCAAUCACAUCUUUGGAACUGGAAGCUCAUCACACGACAACAACACUGUUGAUAUCACUCUCAUGGAUGAACUCCUCCUUGAUGGUUUCUGGUUAGAGACCACUGAAGGAUCCAACUUUUGGCAGCCUGCAGCCCCCUUUACUUCUCCUUCUAACCCUUUAGAUUCUCCUUCCUCCUACUUCCCCACUACUUCACACUCUAACAGCACUGCCCAAUUCACUCCUAACCAAUUUCACAAUCAUUUUCCACAACAAACUACUCAAAAUUCUACCUUUCUUCACAUGGAAGAAUUAGAUGCUGAAUAUCAAACUAAUAACCCUGAUUCCGUCCCACCUUCAUCAUCUUCGCCAAACCAACCUCCUACUUUUAUGCUUCAAGGCACUGAAAUGAAUAAAAGGUUGUGGAUUGGACCAAACAGAAGCAACCCUACUCCAACCGCCUCAGUGAAGAAAAGAUUAGUCCAGGCAAUUGAAUACCUGAAAGAGUCAACAAGGGACAAAGAUGUUCUCAUUCAGAUAUGGGUACCUGUAAACAGUAGAGGCAGACAUGUCCUCACAACUAAUAACCAACCAUUUUUCCUCAAUCCAAACUGCAAAAGUCUUGCAGAUUACAGGCAUGUCUCUAGAAACUAUCAAUUUGCAGCAGACAACAAUUCUAAGGAAUUGGUGGGGUUGCCAGGCCGCGUUUUCUUGAACAAGUUGCCUGAGUGGACCCCUGAUGUUCGCUUCUUCAGGAGGGAGGAAUAUCCACGGGUUACUCAUGCUAAACAGUAUAAUGUCAGUGGGUCACUUGCGCUUCCUGUUUUUGAAAGAGGGAGUGGAACUUGUUUGGGAGUUGUUGAAAUUGUGACAACUUUUCAAAAAGCUAAUUAUAGUCCUGAGCUUCAAGAUGUCUGCAAAGCACUUGAGGCAGUUGAUUUAAGAAGUUCUGGUGUUUCAAGUCCCUUGGAUGAACAGAUUUGCAAUCAGUCAUACCAGGCAACUUUGGAAGAGAUUCAAGACGUACUGAAAUGUGUGUGUGAUACACACAAGUUGCCCAUGGCUCAGACCUGGGCUCCUUGUAUCCAACAAGGUAAAGGCGGGUGCAGGCACUCUGAUGAGAAUUAUACUUCUUGUGUUUCCACAAUUGAAUCAGCUUGCUAUGUCCGUGUUCCUCAAGUAUUGGAAUUUCACCAAGCAUGCUCUGAGCAUCACUUGCUCAAAGGCGAAGGGGUUGCUGGAGGAGCAUUCAUGACAAAUCAGCCAUGUUUUGCCACAGACGUUACCGCUUUCAGCAAAACAGAAUAUCCUCUCUCACACCACGCCAGAAUUUUUGGAUUGUGUGCUGCUGUUGCAAUACGACUCAGAAGUAUACACACUGGUUCAGCUGACUUUGUUUUAGAAUUCUUCUUGCCGCCGGAUUGCAAAGGCGAUGAAGAACAGAAGCAAAUGUUACAUUCGUUGUCUUCUGUUAUAGAACAAAUCUGCAGGACUCUGCGUGUGGUUACAGAUCAGGAAUUAGCAGUAGAAACACCAUUUCCGGAUCAAGAAAGGGGAUCCCCUUCAGCUGGUGGAUUAGACAAGGAGAAAUCUAAAAAAUUGGUAUCCCCUCCUCCCAGAGAUCCCUCUCAAGAAGCUUCUUCCUGGUUUACACAUAUGAUGGAUGCACAAUCAAAAGGUAAAAGUACCUCUGUGUCUUUCAGUAACAACAAAGAUGAAUUGGAAGAAAACUUCAACUUAACAACCAAUUGGGAGAAAACUGACGUUGAAGAUUCCGGACCCAAGGAAAGUGCCAAUAGUAGUGGAGAUUUUUCUUCAGGUGCCAAGAGACGAACCAAGACUGAGAAGACUAUCAGCUUGCAAGUACUUCGACAGUAUUUUGCUGGGAGCCUGAAGGAUGCUGCUAGAAGUAUUGGAGUCUGUCCUACAACUUUGAAAAGAAUAUGCAGACAACAUGGAAUUACACGCUGGCCUUCUAGAAAGAUCAAGAAGGUAGGCCACUCAUUAAGGAAACUUCAGCUUGUAAUCGAUUCAGUCCAGGGUGCUGAGGGUGCCAUCCAACUUAGCUCUUUCUAUAGCAGUUUCCCUGAACUUGGCUCUCAAAGCUUACAGGGGACUAGCAACUACUCUGCUUCCAAAAUGAAUGAUCAGCUGCAGCAAGUAACUACUCAGCCAGAAGGCAUCCUCCCAUUAAGCCCUGGAACCACCUGUUCAAAGUCCACUUCUUCUUGCAGUCACAGUUCCAGUUCAAGUUUCAAUUGUUCCGCUAGAGCAAAUCAGUCACCCUUCACUCUAAAUUCCUCGGCCGGUGGGGAUGCAUCUUCAGCUGAACAAUCUGGAGAGAUGCUAAAGAGAGCACGCAGUGAUGCAGAACUGCAUGGCUUGGGUCAAGAGGACACAAAGCUUCUUGUAAGAUCCCACAGUCAGAAGAUUAUAAGCAGCCAUUCCUUUCAGGAGACCCUGGCUCCUUUGUCAAAUAGCACUAGCCACACUUUACAGAAUGCCUGUACCUUUAGGGUAAAAGCUACAUUUGGGGAAGAAAAGAUCCGAUUCAGCCUGCAGCCACAUUGGCGUUUUGGAGAUCUACAGCAUGAGAUUCUGGCACGUUUUAAUAUACAGGAUGGCAGUAAAUUUGACAUAAAAUACCUAGAUGAUGACUCUGAGUGGGUGCUUUUGACAUGCGAUGCUGAUCUUGAAGAAUGUAUAGACAUCCACAGGUCAUCUAAAAGCCGAACAAUCAAACUCUCCCUCCACUAUGCCAAUAAUCUAAAGCAUGGAAGUUCAUCAGGAAGCAGAGGGGAAUAUCUCAUGUAAUGUUGACCUGUAAUGUGAGUAGGAAGCAGUUUGUUUCAUUUUCCUUUGCCAAUAGUUCAAUAGCAAUAGGGAUUAAUUUCCUGUGCAAGGAAGAUGUAAAAUAUACAUAGACCAUGAGGCAAGAAGCUGCUGCUUACAGUAGCAAGAUCAAUCUCAGCUCAGCAUAAUAUAUUUUCUUCAAAAUGAUGUCUGGCUGUCAGAUCCAAAUUGAAAAUGUAAGGAAAAGUUAUGGCUCUAUAUCAGUAAUAUGUUUGAAUACAAGUGUGAGAAAGAGGAAGAUUACCUUCAA